Messenger RNA from Cavenderia fasciculata, 639 nucleotides. It is a transcript of the gene rpsA, whose product is annotated as 40S ribosomal protein SA. Gene Ontology annotation, molecular function: structural constituent of ribosome. The transcript has a single exon. NCBI's taxonomy places the organism in Eukaryota, Evosea, Eumycetozoa, Acytosteliales, Cavenderiaceae. The record is from RefSeq and is a predicted model, not a curated record. Bases 1 to 639 code for a protein of 212 amino acids. Gene Ontology annotation, biological process: ribosomal small subunit assembly; cytoplasmic translation. Gene Ontology annotation, cellular component: cytosolic small ribosomal subunit; ribosome; 90S preribosome.
AUGGAAUCCUACGUCUACAAGCGUAAGGACAACGGUGUCCACCUCCUCAACCUUGCCAAGACUUGGGAAAAGAUCCAAUUGGCUGCUCGUGUCAUCGUUGCCAUUGACAACCCCAAGGACAUUUGCAUCCUCUCUGCCAAGCCAUUCGGUCAACGUGCCAUCCUCAAGUUUGCCAACUUUGUCGGUGCUACUGCCAUCGCCGGUCGUUUCACCCCAGGUACCUUUACCAAUCAAAUCCAAGCCAAGUUCACUGAACCACGUCUUUUGAUUGUCUGUGACCCAGAUGUUGAUCACCAACCACUCGUUGAAGCCUCAUACGUCAACAUCCCAACCAUUGCUCUCUGCACCACCGAAAACAAGUUGGACGGUAUCGAUAUUGCCAUCCCAUGUAACAACCGUGGUAAGAACUCAAUUGCUUUGAUGUUCUGGUUGUUGGCCCGUGAAGUCUUAUUCCUCCGUGGAGCCAUCCCACGUGAUCAACCAUGGAACACCAAGGUCGAUCUCUUCAUCUACCGUGAUGCCAACGACGACCCAGAACGUGAACAAAAGGACAAGCAACUCCAACAAGCUGCCUCUGCCGAUUUCGACGUUGCUGCCCCAGUUGCUCAACCAGUUGAAGAUUGGAAUCAAGCCGCUUAA